AUGAAAGGUUUGACAAUAUCUAAUAGACACUCUAAUUUCAAAGGUGUUUUUGAAACUAUGGCCCAAAUGAGUGGAAUUUCCAUUCGAUUUCACUCAAAAGAGGAAGAGGAUUUGAUUAAUCAAAAGAAGGAGAGUGGUCAUUUUCUCAAUGCUCAUUAUUCGAAUCUUCAUUCCAGUACAAUUGGUAGAUAUUUAGCAAGAUUGGCAAAGCUGUAUCCGACAGAGACACUUAAUGAUGCAACACUUUCGGAUGAGUUUGUUGAAAUAUUUAGCGACUUGUUGAAACAAGAUGAAAUAUCUGCAUCAGAUCUAGAAGAACUGUUUCAAUAUUUAGAAAACCUUCUUUCUCCAGAAACAGAUGGUUUUCUAGUUGGUGGGCAAAUGAGUUGGGCUGAUAUUUAUUUAUGGAAAUUAUUGGAAAGAGUUGAACACAGGUUUGAUAUCAAAAGAUUUGACAAUGUGUCAACCUUCAAGGAUAUUCUCUUUAAGCGACUUCUAAAUCAUGAAAAAUAG
Molecule: messenger RNA, 513 nt
Organism: Naegleria gruberi
Lineage: Eukaryota; Heterolobosea; Eutetramitea; Acrasida; Naegleriidae
Exons: 1
Coding region: 1-513 (170 amino acids)
Source: RefSeq, a predicted model, not a curated record